GAGGCCAUCCGGCUUCUCUCCCAUCCAUCUUGCCUGCUGUCCAUCGCACCCAUCGCAUCGCAUCCCACCCUCCGUAAUUGCCUAUCCAAUGUCCCGAAUCACUCUCACCGAAGGUGUCGUCGGCGGCUUCGUCGCCCCCACCCCGCGCCGGCUCGUCAUCAUCGACCUCGAUGAAAGCGGCGGCGUCCAGAUCCAACAUCACAUCAAGACCGGCGGCAGCGGGCCCAAUGCCGAAUACAAGGUCCUCCAAAGCCCUCCCGAGAUCUCGGUCCUGGAGGUGACUAGCCUCACCAACAGCAUUGUCCAGAACUUCAGAGCUCUCCCUCGCGAAGAGCCCGUCGGCGGCGAAGAUAUUUACCAUUUGGAUACCCAAAUUGCGAUCGAAACCCCUGACUUUUCGUGGUGCAAUGUGGCCAACCAGGGCUGCAACAUCGUUCCCUCCAGCGUCAAGCCCACGGACUCUCAGAAGCAGCAAUUCAAGGCUGCGGCUGCCAGUCUCAUCAGCCUGGCCGAAAAGUACGCCACUGUCACUGCCGAUAUCUGAGCCGCCGAUAUGCCUGCUUUCCUGAAACGAUCGAUAGUCCGCAAUCGCUCCGAAGGUCCGAAUCCAAAACAAAAAAAAAGAAAAAAGUUGUGUUCGAUGGGCUCCAGCUGCGUGGGUGGAUUGUACUGGAAGAAAGUUGAUUAUUAAAGUCAAUCCAGAAAAAAAAA
Molecule: messenger RNA, 711 nt
Organism: Polychytrium aggregatum
Lineage: Eukaryota; Fungi; Chytridiomycota; Chytridiomycetes; Polychytriales
Exons: 4
Coding region: 89-544 (151 amino acids)
Source: RefSeq, a predicted model, not a curated record